This is a messenger RNA of Colletotrichum spaethianum, 867 nucleotides long. Its product is annotated as mitochondrial fission process protein 1. The coding region runs from base 1 to 867 and encodes 288 amino acids. The record is from RefSeq and is a predicted model, not a curated record. Gene Ontology annotation, biological process: mitochondrial fission. Gene Ontology annotation, cellular component: mitochondrion. The transcript is spliced from 2 exons. Lineage: Eukaryota; Fungi; Ascomycota; Sordariomycetes; Glomerellales; Glomerellaceae.
AUGUGGGGGAGAAGUCAAGACAAAACAUCGGAACAACCGAAAGAGUCGCCAAAGGAGGAUGGCGCCAAGACCUUCGACCCGGAAAAGCUCCCGGCACGUGAGAAGCUGCCGAAGGCGCUGCAGAAUAUAGUCGACAAGUCGGACCGGGACGACAACUUCUUCGACGAGCUGGUGGACGGGUACGCGCCCGAGUCUACCGAGUCCAACCUCCGUUAUGCCGCCUACGCCACACGCAUCCGCACAAUCUUGAUGAGCGCUCAUAGAUAUGUAGCGUACACCUCUGACAUUGGUGAAUCCUUCCGGCCCGUCGCACAUCCGGCCCUCGUCCGUUCGGCGUAUGGAAUCUCAUGGCUGUACAUCCUCGGCGAUGUCAGCUACGAAGGCUACAAGGCAUACUGGUCGAACCAGCGCAUUCUCAACCCGCACCUUCAGCUUACAGCGCGUCAAGCGAAGAUUACGGGACUGCCGGAUGCCGUGUCGGACGCAACCACACCCAGCGAGGUCGUCCCCGCUGGCAAGGUUGCGCCUCUGGAUGACUACAGAGUUGUCAUGCUCCAGCGAGGCAUCUUCCAGAGCAUUGCUAGUAUGGGUCUUCCGGCCUUCACAAUCCACAGCGUGGUGAGGUACUCGGGCAGAGCGCUGAAGAAUGCCAAGAACACGAAGAUCAGGACCUGGGGACCGAUCGGCCUUGGUCUAGCCGUUGUACCCUUCUUACCGACUCUCUUCGACGAGCCGGUUGAGAAUGCGGUGGAAUGGAUUUUCCACAAGGGGUUCGAGUCCUACGGAGGCAAGGAGUUUGUCGGGGAUGCCCCGGUCACUGGUCGCGAGAACCUCCUGGCAAAGAGGCCGAAGGAAAAGGAAUUGUAG